GAAAAUGAUAAAUUUCCUCUACUUUUUUGCUUACCGUUGUAUCUCCACCAACUUAGUUCUGCUGCUCGCGAUCCACACACUAAGAAGUUCAUCUUCUCCUAUGUGAUAAUGCUUUGAAAGCUAUUCACAGUGAAACAACUAUUGAUUUUAGAAGCCUAUCUUCGAGUGUGGUAGCUUUAUUUUUUAUUUUUUUCACUUUUUCCUCAAAAUUUGGCCAUGAAUCCGAUCAUUCUCUAUGUCAUUUCCUCAUUGUUUCUCAAUUCACUUUUUCUGGGAGUUGAGCCGGCAAAACCCAACUCCCAGAUCAUUGUAAUGGGUUUUGUUUAUUGUGACAUCUGCUCCAACAACAGCUUCUCCAGACACAGCUACUUCUUACCAGAUGCAGAAGUCAGAAUAGACUGCAAAUUCAAAGCCAUCUCCCGGAAAACCGUAGAACAGAUAUCAAUCUCAGUGAAUAGGACUACAAAUAAGCAUGGAGUUUACAAGUUGGAAAUACCAUCGGUUGAUGGAAUUAAAUGCGCAGAAGAUUCUGCAGUCGUUUCUUCCUGCAAGGCAAGCUUAACCUGGACUUCAUCUUCUUCAUGCAAUAUUCCUGGUUACAUGAGUACUACAUCUGAUCAAAUUGCAAUCAAAUCAAAACAGGCCAAUAUCUGCAUCUACAGCUUGAAUGCGUUGAAUUUUAGACCACCCAAGAGAGAUAUCACUUUAUGUGGAACCUAAAUAGAAGUCUUCCCAAGCUCUUAAUUCCCAGUUGUUUCCACCAAUUUCCCCCCCGCACCCCCCCCCCCCCCCCCCCAAAACCCCCAACCCCCUCUCUCCUCUCUCUCCCUAUAUGGUUUUCCUCUGCCUUAUUCCUGUAUAAUGCAUAAACUCCAUGCACUUCCUUUGGUUGCUUCUCUCUCUUCACAAUAUUUCUCCUUCAAAAUGCAUCCUAAAACCAUCAUAAAGAAUCCGAGAAACCCAAAAUACCUUGGACACCUUCUCUUCUCCCAGCCCAUGAUUGAGAUUAGUCUUACAUUUUCUUUACUGCAUUAUGUUCUGAUUGUUUGACUUUAACUGUAUGCCCAGAAAAUGUAGUGCGUGUAUAGUAUGGUUGAAAGAAGAAACUCGAUUGUCCAGUGUGUUAUUAGACUAUUAGGUGUCCUUGUUACCUGAACGAGAUGUAAAUUAAGUAAUGACAUAAUGAAGGGCCCUAUUUGUGAAAACAA
Molecule: messenger RNA, 1208 nt
Organism: Carya illinoinensis
Lineage: Eukaryota; Viridiplantae; Streptophyta; Magnoliopsida; Fagales; Juglandaceae
Product: pollen-specific protein-like At4g18596
Exons: 2
Coding region: 217-720 (167 amino acids)
Source: RefSeq, a predicted model, not a curated record